GGCAGCGAUGGCGGCAGGCGGAGCGCGGCCGGCUGUGGUGCUGGGCGCCAUGGAGAUGGGGCGGCGGGCAGGGCCGGAGGUCAGCGCCGCGCUGCUCCGAGCCUUCCUGCGCCGCGGGCACAGCCAGCUCGACACCGCGUACAUGUAUGCGGGGGGAGAGUCGGAGAAAAUCCUGGGAGCGCUGCUGGCUGCAGGCACCGAGCCCGUGCAACUCGCCACCAAGGCCAACCCCUGGGAUGGGAAGACGCUGAAGCCCGAGAGCGUGCGGUCACAGCUGAACACAUCCCUGGAGAGGCUGAAGAGGACUAGUGUGGAGCUCUUCUACCUCCAUGCUCCUGACCAUGGGACCCCGGUGGAGGAGACACUGCGUGCCUGCAAUGAGCUGCACAAAGAGGGGAAGUUUAAGGAACUUGGUCUGUCCAACUAUGCAGCAUGGGAGGUAGCAGAAAUCUGCACCAUCUGCAAAUACAACAACUGGGUGAUGCCAACUGUGUACCAGGGCAUGUACAACGCAACCACUCGCCAGGUGGAAGCUGAGCUCUUCCCUUGCCUCAGACACUACGGGCUGCGGUUCUACGCCUACAACCCACUUGCAGGAGGGCUGUUGACUGGCAAAUACAAGUAUGAGGACAAAGACACGCGUCAACCCACAGGAAGAUUUUUUGGGAAUGACUGGGCUCAAGCUUACAGGGACAGGUACUGGAAAAAACACCAUUUUGAAGGCAUUGAAAUAGUAGAAAGAGCUCUGAAAGAUGCUUAUGGCUCUAAUGCACCAAGCCUGACCUCCGCAGCUCUGCGCUGGUUGUACCAUCACUCUAAGCUGCAGGGUUCUCUUGGAGAUGCGGUGAUCGUUGGGAUGUCCAACUUGGAGCAGCUUGAGCAGAACCUCAACUACAGUGAAGAGGGGCCCCUACUCCCUGCCGUGGUGGAAGCAUUUGACAAGGCCUGGAGCUUGGCUGCCUCCGACUGCCCCAACUACUUCCGCUAGAGACCAGGGUAGGGAGAAGAAAGUGGAUGCCAUUGGGGUGGAUGAUCAAGCACUGGACAGGUACUUGCUAAGCCUGCCCCUUUGAUCAAUGUGCAAAUGGUUUUUUUCCUGUACUAAUAUUAAUGAAGCUUUGCAGGAUCCACUCCAAUUGUCAGCACUUGGUGUGUUGGCCGUGCCUUCAUCCUCCUGCCCUCCUGACUUCCAGCUCUGUGCAGCACACUGUGAUGUACACAUGUAGUUAAUCAGGGAAAAAUGGACACGUAACUGGAUGGACAGGGGAAAAUGAACACUUAACCCCAGUUCACCCUUAAUAUGAGAUUUUUAAAUAAUUAUAUACAAUAAAACCUUUUUCUCACACUGC
Messenger RNA from Melopsittacus undulatus (budgerigar), 1349 nucleotides. Its product is annotated as aflatoxin B1 aldehyde reductase member 2. The coding region runs from base 8 to 988 and encodes 326 amino acids. The record is from RefSeq and is a predicted model, not a curated record. NCBI's taxonomy places the organism in Eukaryota, Metazoa, Chordata, Aves, Psittaciformes, Psittaculidae. The transcript is spliced from 7 exons.